CUCAUGGGAGACGGACAGGAAACAGGAAGUGGAUGUGUUUGUACAGGCGUGAGUGAUUUGUUAAGAGCAGGAUCACGCGCUCGGUGCGCCGUUUUUGGGGUUUAUUAUUAUUUGUAUUUUUUGUUUUGUUUUAAUUCAUUCGGUUGUUUUAAAUAAGAUAUGGGGUGUUUUUUCUCCAAAAAGUCAAGGAGAAAAUCCCCGGAUAAAAACCCGGAGGUGUCAACGAGCAAGACCGCGGCUGAACCCAACAACGCCAGCGGUAACCAGGAGGAACCCAAACAGUACAGCUGGGACAAACGGGAGAAGGUCGAUCCAAAAGACUUCACGCUGAGCGGGUUGAAGGACACCACUGUAGGACGUCUGCCCUCGACGCUGAAUGGUCAGCAGUUCGUCAUCCAGGAAUGCGAGAACUGCGACAUCUACGUGUUCGACCACUCUGCCACGGUCACCAUCGACGACUGCGUCAACUGCCGCAUCGUUCUCGGCCCCGCCAAAGGCAGCGUCUUCUUCCGGGACUGCAAAGACGUGAAGUGCGUCGUGGCGUGCCAACAGUUCCGCACGAGGGACUGCAAGAAAAUGGAGGUGUUCCUGUGCUGCGCCACGCAACCCAUCAUCGAGUCUUCGACCGGGAUGAAGUUCGGAUGUUUUCAGUACUAUUACCCCGAGCUGGCGUUCCACUUCAAGGACGCCGGGCUGAGCAUCUUCAACAACAACUGGAGCAACGUGCACGACUUCACGCCCGUCUCGGGAGAGAACAACUGGAGCCUAAUGGCAGAGGACGUCGCCGUGUCGGAUCACGUUCCUCUUCCGGAUCCCGAGUCGGAGUUUAAGGCCGUUCGCGUUUCCACCGAUAAGAACCGCAGCAUCGUUCCUUUGACCAAAGGAGGCAGGAGGAAGGAGAGCGAGGAGUCCUGCUUGUUCGUCUUCUUCGCUGGGGAUUACACCACGGCCAACGCUCGCAAGCUCAUCGAUGAGGCGACCACCAAGGGCUUCGUCCUGAUCCAGACCAAAGAGGUGUCCAUGCGCCCCGAAGACGUGAGCAGGGUUUUCCAGACCAGCGCAGAGGAGCUCGCCGAGUGGACGGCUAAAGGUCCCGUCGUGGCUCUCGAGCUGAACGGAGACGGUGUGGUGGAAGCUUGCAGGAUCAUCGCUAACGAGGUGUUCAAAGGAACGAAGGUGUUCGUUUCUGAGAGCAAAACUUCCGCCUCGCAGGACGUCGAGAACUUUUUCAACUUUGCUGAUAUGCAGCUGGGACUGUGACCCCGCCCCCGGAAUGAACGAACACGCCCCCUCCCCUCUUCACCCCUCUUCACACACUUUUUCCCCCAUGUUUGUUGGAUGAUACAGACUGAAAGUGACCUAGAGCCGACGGUCGAGUCGCGAACGUGACCACGCGGACGCAACUCUCACGUCUUCAGAGGUUGGUUUAAACCGGCGGUUCUCAGUAAUGGAUUCCGGGGACCUCCUGGGGUCAGGAUGAGUUAUAUCACAAAUGAUGAUAAUGAAAGUGAUGAUUUUAUUAUUUAUUGAAUAUUUUUAGUAGCUCUACUGUAGGUAUUGGUCCGGAAUGAAAAUCAAACCCAGAAUUUUUGUAUUUUUUCGGCGUUGAUUUUAGACAUAAAAUAAUAAAACAUUAUUAUUCGGUGUGUAUCCGAGGUUUAAAGCGGCCCAGCGCAUGUCUGAUUCACUUUCCGACAAUCCCAUAAACCUGACCCGACUAAAGACGACGAUUUAAAACAUCACAAUGUCUCCUUGACAGCAAGAUGAUUGAAAACCCCUCGGCUUAAACCCCUGUAUCGUGUUGUAUUUAACCGUCACUGCUGCUAAAUUGUAGAUUCUGUGUGUUUAUUCUGCAGGUUCGAUGUUUUUCAUACUGUUUCUAAUCACAACCUUCUUGAAUUUUGUAACACACUGGGGGUGUGUGUGUGUGUGUGGGGGUGGUGGGUCCAUGCUGGAAAUAAGUUCGAUAUUUGUCUGUAUUUGCAGCUCAUCGAUCUUUUACAUUUUUUUUAAAGAUAAUCCUAUUUUCUUUUUUUUUUUUUUGAUGCUGGAUACUGUUUUUUCUUUUUUUUUUGCUUGGACACUUUAUUCACUAAAUUUGCUGUAAGGAUAAAUCAUCCAAGUUAUUUAUAGAAAUGAAAAUCUAAAGCUGGUGUGUGUUGCCAAUCAGAUGGAGGUGAAUGUACUGCUCUGUAAAGCUGUGUCUUUUCCAUCUUCUCUUUUAUACAUUUAACUGCUGUGACCAAAAUCAGCUCGUUUUGUACAGAGGAAAAAAAAAGAUUGUAGUAUUUUAUUGGUACUUGUUUGUAUGAGCCAGUUUUGUAGAAAUGAAUGUACACUGUGAUUCAUCAAAAUAUAGAGUUUUAUUACUGUA
Molecule: messenger RNA, 2374 nt
Organism: Silurus meridionalis
Lineage: Eukaryota; Metazoa; Chordata; Actinopteri; Siluriformes; Siluridae
Gene: rp2
Product: RP2 activator of ARL3 GTPase
Exons: 5
Coding region: 160-1260 (366 amino acids)
Biological process (GO): post-Golgi vesicle-mediated transport
Cellular component (GO): periciliary membrane compartment; cilium
Molecular function (GO): GTPase activator activity
Source: RefSeq, a predicted model, not a curated record